UUUUGAUAACUCGUGUCUUCGAAGUUUCAUCCGAGUCACAGUAUUUUAAUUCGCUUUUGGAAAACCGUUAAAUUAAAAUAUAUAAUUAAAAAAUAAAUUCGCUAUGCCACAAGGACGUCGCAAAUUGCCCUUUAGUGGAAAACAAAAAAAACUACAAAUACAAGAAAAAAGGAAAAGAAAACUAAAUGCUGCAUCAGAAUCUGAUAAUAGCAACAAAAGAGCAGACACAAAUCUCAAACCAAACAAAGAAUGUUUGACCGAUCUCAAUAUACAGAGUAUUAAUCAGCAACCAUUACAUCGAGGUGGGAGAUCUAAUCCUAACCAGUAUGUAUUAAAAUUUCGACGAGAAACUGAAGAAGAAAUAAAAAAGAAAAAAGAAGAUGCAAGAAAAGAGAUUAUUCCAGUUUCUGAACAAGAACUAGAAUUUGACCCAGCUCUUUAUUUUUGUGGUGACGAGCUUUGUUUUCCAACAAGACCUAGAUGGAGUCCAGAUAUGACUAGAGAACAGUUAGAUAGUCGUGAAUAUAGUUAUUUCAAGGAUUAUUUAAUGAAUCUGAAGAAAAGAAGUGACUGGAAUGAGUUAAGUUAUUUUGAAUUGAACUUGGAAACAUGGCGACAGAUGUGGCGCGUUAUGGAAAUGUCUGACAUUCUCAUAUGGAUAGCUGAUGCUCGUUAUCCAGCUAUCCCAUCAUACUUAUUUACAUAUGUAUUGAAGACAUUAAAAAAGAGUUUGAUAAUAAUUUUGAAUAAAGUGGAUCUUAUACCAUCAGCUAUUGCUUUAGCCUGGAAAAACAAAUUAGAACAAAUACAUAAUAUGAAUGAUGAUGAUAAAGCUAAAGUUCAUGUGCUAUUCUUCACUUCUUAUACAAACAGAUCAGAAUUCAAAGAAGGCAUCCAGAAAAAUAAACGUAAAGGUAAAUUAAAGAUGGCUGCAGAAGCUGCAGAAAAUUUGUUAAAAGAAUGUAAAAGUAUAGUUGAAAAAUAUCAAGCUAAAAUUGAUUUACAAAGCUGGGAAAAGAAAAUUGCCGAAGAAAAAGAACUAGAGUAUGAUAAUGAAGAAGAAGUUAUUGAAAUAGAAGAGAAAAUUACGGUUGUUCCAGACACUAGUUAUGAACAUUUUGAUCUGUUUCAAAAUAGUUAUCUAACUAUUGGUUUACUUGGUCAACCCAAUGCUGGAAAAUCAUCUGUUUUGAAUUCUUUGAUGGGCAAAAAAGUUGUGAGUGUUUCUCGAACUCCCGGACAUACAAAGCAUUUUCAAACAAUAUUUUUAACUCCUAGUGUUCGUUUGUGCGAUUGUCCUGGACUUGUGUUUCCAUCAAAACUUCCCAAGCCAUUACAAGUUUUAAUGGGUUGCUAUCCUAUUGCACAACUACGUGACCCAUAUUCAUCUAUUAAAUUUUUAGCUGAAAGAUUGGAUCUGGUAAAAAUUUUAAAUUUACAACAUCCAGAACCUGGUGAAAAAGAGUGGUCUGCAAUAGAUAUUUGUGACAGUUGGGCAAUCAAACGUGGUUUUAUUACUGCAAAAGCAGGACGACCAGAUACAUAUCGUGCAGCUAAUAACUUACUUCGCAUGGCACUAGAUGGAAAAAUUAGCUUGGCAUUAAGACCCAUUGGAUUUACACAUUGCAAAAAAAAUUUUAUGUCUUCUACACAACUAAAAGAUAUCUUGAAAAUUAAGGGCAUAAAGGAGGAGCCCAAUACAUAUGAACAUAAUUAUGUAGAACCUUCGGAUGAUGAAGAAGAAUCAAUAAAAGAAGUAUUAUCAUCACAUAGUGAUACUAGUGAAAAAGAUGAUAAUGAAGAACUUUGUGUUAGUGAUGAUUCGGAAGUGUGUGGAGCUAUUGCAUCUAAUAAGUUUUCCAUAUUGAAUGUUUCUGAUUGAAAUUUUGUUUACAAUUUCAUCUUAAAUAUUAAUGUUUAUUGAUUAAUAUAAAUUUAUUCCUUAAAUAAAAUUUAAUUUUUUGAUUGGCAAUAGUUAUCAUUAAAUAUGAAAUUGUUAGAAAUAAAGCUGUAUAUUAAGACACUCAAAGAUGAGGCAACUGCGGAAUCUGCGGUCUAUUUUAUACAUAUAGAAUAUUGUAUAACUGAUUUGAGUUUUCCAAAUAAAUAAAAAUUAAUAUAUAA
Messenger RNA from Sipha flava (yellow sugarcane aphid), 2124 nucleotides. It is a transcript of the gene Ns4, whose product is annotated as guanine nucleotide-binding protein-like 1. The record is from RefSeq and is a predicted model, not a curated record. NCBI's taxonomy places the organism in Eukaryota, Metazoa, Arthropoda, Insecta, Hemiptera, Aphididae. Gene Ontology annotation, molecular function: GTP binding; GTPase activity. The transcript has 11 exons. The coding region runs from base 104 to 1882 and encodes 592 amino acids.